AUGGACUAUGGACUGAUUGUGAAACCCCUGUACGAAGCUCAGAAGAUGCAGCCAUUCACCUGGGGCAAGCCACAGAAGGAAGCCUUCCUAAAACUAAAAGGGGCACUGACGACUGCUCCAGCAUUAGGGUUACCUGAUCUGUCUAAAGAUUUUCAGCUGUUUGUACAUGAAAGGCUACGCCUAGCACUAGGAGUCCUGACCCAACGUCUGGGAAGUUGCAAAAGGCCGGUGGGCUACUUUUCCAAACAACUUGACAACAUAAGUGCGGGGUGGCCUCCAUGUCUGCGGGCAGUCGCAGCCACCGUGAUGCUGAUACAAGAAGCCAGGAAGCUUACUAUGGGAAGGCACAUAGAUGUCUAUGUACCACACAUGGUAACCACUGUCUUAGAACAGAAGGGGGGCCAUUGGCUAUCUCCAAGCAGGAUGAUAAAAUUCCAGGUAGUCCUGACUGAGCAGGAUGAUGUCACAUUAAAAACAACUAACCUUUUGAAUCCAGCUUUGUUCCUAGGUACCACAAUUGAAGAAGGCCCAUUGGAACAUGACUGUGUAGAGGUAAUAGAGUACACCUAUUCAGCAAGAGAAGACUUGAAAGACGUCCCACUAGAGCAGCCGGAGUGGGAGCUAUUUACAGAUGGGAGCAGCUUUGUGGAAAACGGAACCAGAUACGCUGGAUAUGCAGUAACAACAGUCAGCACAGUAGUGGAAGCAAAGGCAUUACCACCAAAUACAUCUGCCCAGAAGGCAGAACUGGUUGCUCUAACCAGAGCACUAGAAUUAAGUGAAGGGAAAAAGGUAAAUAUAUGGACUGACUCAAAAUAUGCCUUUGGGGUGGUGCAUGUACACGGAGCACUGUGGAAAGAAAGGGGAUUAUGUCUUCUCGAGGUACGCACAUUUAACACCAAGAUGCAGUCCUACAAUUGAUAAAGCAGUACAAAAACCUGAGCAAGUGGCAAUUAUACAUUGUAAAGCACACCAAUCAGGAAACUCCAAAAUCUGUGAAGGAAAUCGAAAGGCAGACUGGGCAGCCUGGCAAGUUUCUCGAGAGGUGCAAACAAGAAUGGCAUUGAUACCUUCAAAGCUCAAUAUAUCCCAAUUUAAUCUGCCUCCAAAACCAAGACAUUCAGUAGAAGAUGAGAGACUGGCACGUUCACUAAAUGCACAAAAGAACUCGGAAGGAUGGUAUUUGAUUGCACAAGGACAAAUAGUGGUACCCGCCUUGAUAAUGAGAGAAGUUCUACAAAUUAAACAUAACCAAUGUCAUUGGGGUGCAGAGGCAUUGGUAAAAUUGCUAAAGCAGAAUUUAAUUUCGGUAUGCAUGUUAACAAUGGCAAAAUCAGUCAUGUCAAAAUGUGAUAUCUGCUUGAAAAACAACCCAGUGGCUAGGCGACAGGCACAGCUAGGAAGAAUUCGGAUAGGAAUAGAGCCAGGAGACUACUGGCAGGUAGAUUUCGUAGAAUUGCCAAGAACUCGAGGAUACAAAUACCUGUUAGUAGGGGUUGACACAUUUUCCGGAUGGCCAGAAGCCCUUCCCUGUCGCACAAACCAAGCAAAGGAAACAGUUAAGUGGUUACUACAGGAAAUUAUUCCCAGGUUCGGGGUACCCCUAGGGGUAUCAUCAGAUAGGGGGCCCCAUUUCAUAGCUACAGUAGUAAAAGAAGUAAGUAGAUUGCUGGGGAUAACUUGGGACCUCCACACACCGUGGAGACUCCAGUCAAGUGGACAGGUAGAGAGGAUGAAUCAGACACUAAAAAGGCAAAUCAGUAAAAUAUGCCAAGAAGCCAAGCUGCAGUGGCCCCAGGCUUUGUCAAUAGCACUGUUGAGGAUUAGGAUAAAACCUAGGAGCGGGAUGUCAGUCAGUCCUUAUGAGAUAUUGUAUGGGAAACCAUAUGAAUCUCCUGAGCCUAACCCUAAUGUACACGUUACAGGAAAACAGGAAGUGUAUAAUUAUGUUCUGUCUCUUGGGAAAACUUUAGCUCGGCUCCGGAGCAUCCUUGUGUGGAAUAGACCAAUAACUCUCGAGAACCCAGUUCAUAACAUACUUCCAGGAGACGAGGUGUACAUUAAAAACUAGAACGAAGAACCGCUGAAAGAAAAGUGGUAUGGAUCCUAUCAGGUACUGCUGACCACCUUUACAGCAGUGAAAGUAGCCGGUGUGGACCCCUGGAUUCACUAUACCCGAGUGAAGAAAGUCCAUCCUGGAUCAUAGACUGUGUAAACUGUGGAACCAAGACUGCAGAUAAGAUGUGUUUAAUUACUUUGAGAAUGCUAUUAGUAAUUGUGCUAA
Molecule: messenger RNA, 2284 nt
Organism: Haemorhous mexicanus (house finch)
Lineage: Eukaryota; Metazoa; Chordata; Aves; Passeriformes; Fringillidae
Exons: 1
Coding region: 1-921 (306 amino acids)
Molecular function (GO): nucleic acid binding; RNA-DNA hybrid ribonuclease activity
Source: RefSeq, a predicted model, not a curated record